This is a messenger RNA of Tarenaya hassleriana, 1679 nucleotides long. RefSeq names its product GDP-mannose 3,5-epimerase 2. Bases 223 to 1353 code for a protein of 376 amino acids. The record is from RefSeq and is a predicted model, not a curated record. Gene Ontology annotation, molecular function: NAD binding; GDP-mannose 3,5-epimerase activity. The transcript has 9 exons. NCBI's taxonomy places the organism in Eukaryota, Viridiplantae, Streptophyta, Magnoliopsida, Brassicales, Cleomaceae.
CGAGUGGUGUUGCUCUGUUUCUCGACUUUCUCUCUCUAUAUAUACACACACAUACAUCUCCUCACUCCUGCAAAAUUGUACCCUUUCAUCGCUUCUCUUACCUCCCCUCUGCAUUAUCUCCUCCGCCAUCUCCGAUCUCUUCGAAAAGUUCGAAGCUUUUCAGCAAUAUCCUGUAGAACAGCAAAUACAUUCUAUCUUCUGUGAUUCGUUAGACACAAGUGAAUGGGAAGCAGCAAUGGAGCUGACUAUGGUGCCUACACUUACAAGGAGCUUGAGAGAGAGCCCUACUGGCCUUCUGAGAAACUAAGGAUAUCAAUCACUGGUGCUGGAGGCUUCAUCGCUUCCCACAUUGCCCGUCGCCUGAAGAGCGAAGGGCAUUACGUUAUUGCUUCUGAUUGGAAGAAGAACGAGCACAUGACCGAGGACAUGUUCUGCCAUGAAUUCCACCUUGUUGAUCUCAGGGUGAUGGAUAAUUGCCUCAAGGUCACCAAUGGAGUUGACCAUGUCUUUAACUUAGCUGCUGACAUGGGUGGGAUGGGUUUCAUCCAGUCCAACCACUCAGUCAUCAUGUACAACAACACGAUGAUCAGCUUCAACAUGAUCGAGGCUGCUAGGAUCAAUGGGGUUAAGAGGUUCUUCUAUGCAUCUAGUGCUUGUAUCUAUCCAGAAUUCAAGCAGCUGGAUACUAAUGUGAGCCUGAAGGAAUCAGAUGCUUGGCCUGCAGAGCCUCAAGACGCUUAUGGGUUGGAGAAACUUGCAACUGAGGAGUUGUGCAAGCACUACAACAAAGAUUUUGGAAUUGAGUGCCGCAUUGGAAGGUUCCACAACAUUUAUGGUCCUUUUGGGACAUGGAAAGGUGGAAGGGAGAAGGCUCCAGCUGCUUUCUGCAGAAAGGCUCUCACCUCCACGGAUAGGUUUGAGAUGUGGGGAGAUGGGCUUCAGACCCGUUCGUUUACCUUCAUCGACGAGUGCGUUGAAGGUGUUCUUAGGUUGACAAAAUCAGAUUUCCGUGAGCCUGUAAACAUCGGAAGCGAUGAAAUGGUUAGCAUGAAUGAGAUGGCCGAGAUGGUCCUCAGCUUCGAGGACAAAAAGCUUCCUAUCCACCAUAUCCCUGGCCCAGAAGGUGUCCGUGGACGCAACUCUGACAAUACCCUGAUCAAGGAAAAGCUCGGAUGGGCUCCCACGAUGAGAUUAAAGGACGGGCUUCGAAUCACAUACUUCUGGAUCAAGGAACAUAUCGAGAAAGAGAUGUCUCAAGGUGCUGAUGUUUCGGCUUAUGGGUCUUCCAAGGUUGUGGGAACUCAAGCUCCGGUUCAGCUGGGCUCUCUCCGUGCCGCCGAUGGAAAAGAGUGAAAAGUUUUCAGCUUUCUCUGAAUUCACCCCCACCCGCUUUUACAAGAAAGUUUAUGUAAGGGCGAUGGCUAUAUAUCUAAGGUAUCAUCAAUCAGCUAGUGUCUUCAUUUACCUCCUCGUGGUGUUUAAGCUCUUCUAUUGUAAGACAUACAGAUAUUGUUUAAGGUAGACAAAAGCAUGAAUAAGUGUUUUUGAGUUUGGUCUUUUCUUCUCCCGUGUUGUUCCUUUUUGUAAUAACCUUCUUCAUCGUCAUCAUCAUCAUCAUCAUGAUGGGGAAUCAUCAACUAUGUUACUUGUCAAAGCUUGUGAAUUUGGCGGUUGUUCUA